This is a messenger RNA of Asterias rubens (European starfish), 485 nucleotides long. RefSeq names its product neutral cholesterol ester hydrolase 1-like. Bases 93 to 485 code for a protein of 130 amino acids. The record is from RefSeq and is a predicted model, not a curated record. The transcript is spliced from 3 exons. Lineage: Eukaryota; Metazoa; Echinodermata; Asteroidea; Forcipulatida; Asteriidae.
CUCAUCCUUUCUCACCUGUCUUGAAACGAACAGCGGACUUCUUCACCUCCAGCACUUGUUUGCUGCAUCACUAGAGUGCAACACCAGCCAAGAUGAAAGCACCUUUCUUCAUCAUCACCCUCCUCCUUGCCAUAGUCUUGUACAGGCUUUACACUCCUGUUCCACAAGACAUUGACGAGAAAAUCAAGUUCCGCAUCUUUGUUGGAUUCGUAAGGUUCUUCGAAUUUAUUGGAUCAGUGAUGAAUCUUUUCAACAGCAAGCCAGCAUUGCAGAACUUGAAUGACUUGGCUCUAGCCUUGCAACCUCAACCACCGUCAACAAUAGAAGGCUCUAAUAUUAGGUCAAAGGUUGUGACCUUUGAUGGAGUUAGGGUCUUGCUGUAUGAGCCAAUAAACAGGAAGGGCAGAGAAUCGGUUGCCGGCCUGAUGUUCUAUCAUGGUGGUGGAUACGUGAUAGGCAGUCCAGCUGAGAAGCUGAACUUCUAA